Fusarium sp. VM40 is the source of this 153-nucleotide messenger RNA. The record is from the annotation of a GenBank genome assembly. NCBI's taxonomy places the organism in Eukaryota, Fungi, Ascomycota, Sordariomycetes, Hypocreales, Nectriaceae.
AUGAGGAUAUCCAAUUGGAAGAUAUUGAGGACGGACCUCACUCUACUCAACCUCAGUGAACCAGAAAACAUCGACGAACUCGCAGACGACAUCUGGAUCAACGACGAUGAAUUUUCAGACGAUGAUGAAGGCGACCAAUCUAAUUCUGAUUAG